Molecule: messenger RNA, 2583 nt
Organism: Phragmites australis (common reed)
Lineage: Eukaryota; Viridiplantae; Streptophyta; Magnoliopsida; Poales; Poaceae
Product: pollen receptor-like kinase 3
Exons: 2
Coding region: 280-2286 (668 amino acids)
Biological process (GO): protein phosphorylation
Molecular function (GO): ATP binding; protein binding; protein kinase activity
Source: RefSeq, a predicted model, not a curated record
UGCUAGGCCAAUCCUGUGCUGUUAUCCAUCCUACAUUCCAUUCCAUUGAAUUCAAUUGCACACCUGUUUUGAAGAAGCUGGCAGGAAUUGAUGUUGCAUUGCAUCAGCUCCAUUGAUCACUUCUUGUCUCAGCUCUCACCCUAUUUUUAGCUCCCAAAACUGCCCGCCCAACCACUGGAGCAGAAGAAAAACCAGGAGAAGCAAUCCAGGAAAGGGAUCGCCGGAGAAGGAAGCUGGAAGAAAGCUAGAGGAAAGGCUCUGACCACAACCAAACCGGUCAUGGUCACCCUCCUCUUCGCCUUCCGGCUCCUCCCUCUCCUCCUCCUGCUCACCGCCCUCGCCGCCGCCGGCGGCGGCGAUGGCGGCAAGCCGCCAGCCGGCACGGACGCGGCGGCGCUCCUGCGGCUCAAGGAGUCGUUCUCGGACCCGAACAACGCGCUAGAGGCGUGGUCGCCGCGGUCGCCGUCGGUGCCGUGCGAUGAGACUGACCCGUGGCCUGGCGUGCAGUGCUACAAGGGCAUCCUCGUCGGCCUCCGGCUCGCGCACCUGAACCUGUCCGGCACGUUCGACUUCGCCGCGCUCGCAAAACUCCCGGGGCUCCACUCCGUCAACCUCAAGCACAAUGCUUUCUCCACUCCGCUGCCGGCGAGCCUCGCCGACGUGCGCAGCCUCCGCGCGCUGUAUCUGUCGUAUAACUCGUUCUCCGGGCCGGUCCCUGGCGACGUGCUCACUAACAUGCGGUGGCUCAAGAAGCUCUACCUCGACAACAACAACCUCACGGGCCCUCUGCCGGCCGACGCCAUCGCCGACGCUCCGCGCCUCAUCGAGCUCCACCUUGAGCACAACCGGAUAGAGGGCUCUGUUCCGUCCAAGCUCCCGGCAUCGCUCCGGCUGUUCAACGUGUCCCACAACCUUCUCACCGGUGAGAUAUCGAGCGGCGUCGCAAUGCGCUACAACGAGUCCGCGUUCGCCGGGAACCCCGGCCUAUGCGGCGCGCCAGGGAGCAACCCCGAUGCAUGCGCGGCCGCCAACCCGGCGCCUGAACCGAUGCCGCCACCCACGCCUGCGGACUACUUCGCCGUCGAGGAGGAGACCAGCGUGUUCGUGGUGAUCGGCAUCAUCCUGCUCGUGAUCUUGCUGGUCACCGGCGCCAUGGUGCUCAUGCUGCUGCAGGACGAGAGAAAGAGAAGCGCGACGGCGUGGGACUACUACAGCGGCACCGGCGCCAGCAAAGGCAAGGCCGCGGUGGCGUCGACGGCGCCGCACGCCGCGGAGAUGGUGGCCGUGGACGUGGGUGGCGGGUCUUCCAGCCACGGCGGCUCCCGCGGCGGCCGGCGGAUGGGCGAGUUCGUUCUCAUGAGCGAGGACAGCGUCCCGUUCGGGCUGCCGGAGCUGAUGAAGGCGUCUGCCGAGGUGCUCGGCAACGGCACCCUCGGGUCGGCGUACAAGGCUGCCAUGCGCAACGGCGUCACCGUCGCCGUGAAGCGCAUGCGCGACAUGAACCGCGUCGGCCGCGACGAGUUCGACCAGCACCUGCUGAUGCUCGGUGAGCUCCGCCACCCCAACGUGCUCCCCCCCAUGGGCUACCACUACCGCAAGGAGGAAAAGCUCAUCGUCUCCGAGUACAUGCCCCGCGGCAGCCUCCUCUACGUCCUGCAUGGGGAUCAGAGUCCAAACAGGGUGAUCUUGGACUGGCCGGCGCGGAUGAGGGUCGCCGUCGGCGUAGCGCGCGGUUUGGCGUUCCUCCACGAGAAGCUCGGGAUACCGGCGGGGCGGCUCGUCAGCAUGGACGGCGCCGACUUCGACGCGCCGACGCCGCCUCCUCCGCACGGGAACCUCAAGUCGGGCAACAUCCUCCUGGACGCUGACCUGGAGCCGCGGCUGGUGGACUACGGCUUCUUCCCGCUAGUGAACUCGCCGCAGGCGCCGCAGGCCAUGUUCGCGUUCCGGUCCCCCGAGGGCGCCACGCGCGGCGUCGUGUCGGCCCGGUCCGACGUGUACUGCCUCGGCGUCGUGCUCCUGGAGCUCGUCACGGGGAGGUUUCCCUCGCAAUACCUCCUCAGCGCGCGCGGCGGCACCGACGUCGUGCACUGGGCGACGGCGUCCGUGGCGGAUGGCAGCGAGCGGGAACUGGUCGACCCUGCCGUCGCCGCGGGCGGGGGCGAUGCCGCCGUGAGGUUGCUCCGGGUCGGCGUCCACUGCGCCAGCGCUGAGCCGGAGUGCCGGCCCAGCAUGGCGGAGGCGGCCUGGAUGGUGGAGGAGAUCGCCACCGGCGGCGCGCCGUGAUCACUCACUACUCGUCGCUGCAUGGGAUUGGGAUGAGUACGUGGUACGUCAUGCACGGGUGCGCAUGCAUGCAUGCAUGCGUGUGGAGCUCGAUCGUCAGAUCCUGGCCGUUGAUCACAGAUGAUGAGAAGAAUGUGAGAGGGGAUAUGAUUGCGCUGCGUGUACAUUAAAGGCCUUCAUUUGUAAAAAAAAUAAGGAAAAAUAAAAAAACGAACAAAGACAAAGGAAAAAAAAGGACCUGCGGGUGUAAGCGUGCCAUUUCAAAAUCUAGGAGCCUUUAAGAAAAUAUUUCUUCUA